Molecule: messenger RNA, 1737 nt
Organism: Aptenodytes forsteri (emperor penguin)
Lineage: Eukaryota; Metazoa; Chordata; Aves; Sphenisciformes; Spheniscidae
Gene: SENP2
Product: SUMO1/sentrin/SMT3 specific peptidase 2
Exons: 16
Coding region: 237-1607 (456 amino acids)
Biological process (GO): protein desumoylation
Cellular component (GO): nucleus
Molecular function (GO): deSUMOylase activity
Source: RefSeq, a predicted model, not a curated record
UGGAAGAUCCUGACCAGGCUCGAGCGAAAAAGCAAAGAUCAGAUUACGCCAUAUCUGAGUGUAAAGAGAAAGUUGAAGAAGUUUCUGCUGUGGUGAAGUUGCCAGCCAAGACAACAAGUGAACGCCAGAAGGCUUCAGUCAGCAAUGCCGCUCCAAUCACAGAGUCUGCGGAAGAGACUCAGUCCACUGCUGACCGUUCAUCUAAAAGACCAACAGGUUCUGCGGUAGAAAUAGAAAUGCUACAAAUUGAUAAAAUGCCUUGUGGAACCAAUACUUGCUUGAAAAAGGAAACACUAUCCCUUUCUCACAAGACAAUUCCGUGUCUGAGCACAAGCAGGAAUGGCAAACACCGCAUCAAACCUGCUCCAGACAGCAUCUUAACACUGAGGCCACCGAUUAAGGAGCGCACUGUGCCAGAAUCCACGACUUCAGAAGUCAGCAAAAUGGGGAGGCUUUUCUGUACUGCUGAAGAGGAUGUUCAGCGAGGAGAAAAGGAGAAAUACAAACAGCUCUUGGAACUGGUAAAGGAAAAAUAUCCUAGAAGCCGCCCUAAUCCACAGCUGACAAGCUUCUGCAAUAUUCAAGCCUACUCCAAGGAACCAGUGAUGACUGUGAGUCACCUGGAAGAACAAAAAUAUGGAGGAGAUGUCUAUCCAUGUAUGACACUAAGGACCAGUAUCAAAUGUGCAGAUGCUUGCAGCCCACAGUGGUCUCAGAGAAGUGAUACGAUCAGGUACUACACACCAGCAGAAAACUCUCAUGAACAGGGAAGACCAGUGAAACAAGCCAUUGCAGGGAGACAGUAUGGAGCUGAAAUCUCAGAAGAGGUAUUAUUCCAAUUACAUCUGGCACCUGUUCUGCCCAGAAAGUCAUCUGCCCUUGGUGUGGAAGAAAAGAAAUUCCCAAGCUCAGAAAAAACAGUAGAACGCUUUUCUCCGCUCACAGAGGCCAUGGAGAGAGAGGUCAUUGCUGCAUUUGGCAAAGGUGAGCCAGAUGAAAUCAUGAGCAGUGCCUUCAAACUAAAGGUCACUCGUGAGGACAUCCACACGCUAAAGAACCUUCGCUGGCUAAAUGAUGAGGUCAUUAAUUUCUACAUGAGUCUUCUGGUGGAAAGAAAUAAGAAGGAAGGGUAUCCAGCAGUCCAUGCUUUUAGUACUUUCUUUUAUCCCAAACUAAUUUCUGGGGGCUACAGAGCAGUAAGAAGAUGGACCAGAGGUGUGGAUCUCUUCAAGCAGGACCUCAUCUUAGUGCCCAUUCACUUGAGAGUGCACUGGGCACUAGUGGUCAUAGAUGUCAGAAAGAAGACCAUCAAAUACUUUGACUCAAUGGGACAAAAAGGGGACAAGAUUUGUGAAACUUUGUUCCAAUACCUGCAAGAAGAAAGCCGGGAAAAAAGAAAUCUGGAGCUGACUUUUUCAGAGUGGACUCUUCGCAGCAUGGAGUCACAUGAAAUCCCUCAGCAACUGAAUGGAAGCGACUGCGGGGUUUUUAUGUGCAAAUACGCAGAUUAUAUCUCCAGAGACAAACCGAUAACCUUUACGCAGAAUCACAUGCCUUACUUCCGCAAGAAGAUGGUGUGGGAAAUAAUCCAUCAGCAGCUGCUCUGAGACAUGCACUAUUAGAGUAACACUGUGAUCACCUUGGGGUGACUUAACUCUUAUUUAAGUUACUUUUCUAAUACCUUAUUUGAAAAGGCAGCAGGCACACAAAUUUUCCUCUUUAGGCUAUGAAGCAGUU